This is a messenger RNA of Lolium rigidum, 1290 nucleotides long. RefSeq names its product alpha-1,3-arabinosyltransferase XAT3-like. Gene Ontology annotation, molecular function: glycosyltransferase activity. Lineage: Eukaryota; Viridiplantae; Streptophyta; Magnoliopsida; Poales; Poaceae. The transcript is spliced from 3 exons. The record is from RefSeq and is a predicted model, not a curated record. Bases 1 to 1290 code for a protein of 429 amino acids.
AUGUCCAAGAGUUUGGGAUCUGUUGCAAAUCUCAAACAUGAAAAGGAAUUUCUUGCCAUGGACGGGGGAAUAAAUGGUUCUUUGGGAAAUUCAUCAGCAGAUGUGGCGGCACCAAGAAGCAAGUUAAGCUGCAACUUCAGCGGCGAGCGCAUGGACAUCUGCGCCAUGGAAGGCGACGUCCGUAUGCACGGCAAAUCCGCCACCGUCUACGUGGUGGCAGCCUCUGACGACAGCUACCGGCCGGAGAACGGGACGGUAACGACGAUCCGCCCGUACCCGCGCAAGUGGGAGAUACCGACAAUGGAGAUGAUCCGGGAGCUGACCAUCCACUCGGGCGACACGGACACCGUGCCAGUCCCGCCACGGUGCACGGUGACGCACGACGUCCCCGCGGUGGUCUUCUCCACCGGUGGCUACAGCAGGAACUUCUACCACUCCAUGACCGACAUCGUCAUACCCCUCUACAACACGGCGCGGGAGUACGACGGCCGCGUCCAGCUCGUCGCCACCGACUACAGCCGCGAGUGGGUCUCCAAGUACCGCCACGUCCUCGCCGCGCUCUCCGUCUACCCGGUCAUCGACUUCGAUGCCGACGACGCAGUGCGCUGCUUCCCGUCGGCGCAUAUCGGCAUCGAGAGCCACGAGGAGCUAGGGAUCAACCCGGCCCUGUCUCGCAAUGGGUACACGAUGCUGGACUUCCGAGACUUCCUCCGGUCGGCCUAUUCGCUGAAGCGCUCGCGGAUGACCCCCGCGAGCCGGAGCUCCGAUCAGAGGCCCCGCCUCGUGAUUAUGCUGCGGCGGCACUCGAGGGCGAUCACCAACGAGGCGGAGGCCAUCGCGGCCGCACGCGAGGCUGGGUUCGAGGUAGUGGCCGCCGGGCCGGAGGCAGUCCGUGACAUGGGCCAGUUCGCGGAAGUGGUGAACUCGUGCGACGUGAUGGUAGGCGUCCACGGCGCUGGGCUCGCCAACAUGUUGUUCCUCCCGCACAACGGCACCGUGGUGCAGAUCAUCCCGUGGGGCGAGAUGAAGUGGCCGUGCUGGCACGAGUUCGGCCGUCCGGUGCCGGACAUGGGGCUCCAGUACGCCGAGUACGAGGCUACGGCCGAGGAGACGACGCUCAAGGAGGUCUACCCGAGGGACCACGCCGUCUUCACCGACCCUUUGUCCAUACACAAACAGGGAUUCGGCAUGGUCUGGUCCAUCUUCCUCAACGGGCAGAACGUCACCCUUGACGUCGAUCGCUUUAGAGAGCUCAUGCAGCAAAUCUACCAGUCUGUCACCAUCACAUAG